CUAACCCAAUUGCCAUUGAAACUCACUCUGCAGAACCCCGAAUAAACCCUCCCUCUCUCUCCGAUUCACUCUGCGGCGUCGUUUCCGGUGGUUGUGGCGUGAUUCCUCGGCGGCAAGAUGGGCGACACCGAUUCUCUUCCUCCUCCCACUGAACAAGAAAUUUCCAAUGAGCUAGACCUGAGAGUAAAGAAGUACCUCAGAGGAGAAGGUGCUAAUUUGGAGGGUUUGAAGGAUAAAAAGCUCAAGACCCAACUUACUAAUAGAGAGAAAUUGUAUGACAAAUCUGCUAAAGCUGCUGCCAUGGCUGAAAAGUGGCUUAUGCCAAGUGAAGGAGGUUAUCUGGAGGCUGAUGGUGUGGAGAAUACAUGGAGGAUCAAACAGGAGACAAUAGCUUCUGAAGUAGAUAUCUUAAGCUCAAGGAAUCAAUAUGAUAUUGUUUUACCAGAACUUGGUCCAUAUACUCUGGAUUUUACAUCAAGUGGUCGGUAUAUGGCUGUUGGUGGGCGUAAGGGCCAUCUGGGAAUUGUGGACAUGAUGAGUCUGAACCUAAUCAAAGAGUUUCAGGUGAGAGAAACCGUGCGUGAUGUGGCAUUUUUGCAUAAUGAGCUAUUUUUUGCCGCUGCCCAGAAAAAGUACCCGUACAUCUAUAAUCGUGAAGGUGUUGAGCUUCACUGCCUCAAGGAACAUGGUUCAGUGUUAAGGCUUCAGUUUCUGGAAAACCAUUUUCUCCUGGCUACUGUCAACAAAUUUGGGCAGCUUCGCUAUCAGGAUGUUACGAUGGGUACUAUGGUUGGUAAUUGUCGAACUGGCUCAGGACGUACAAACGUGAUGCAAGUAAACCCUUUCAAUGCGGUUGUUUCUUUAGGUCACUCUAGCGGUACAGUCACUAUGUGGAAGCCGACUAGUUCUUCUCCUCUUGUCAAGAUGCUAUGUCAUCGCGGGCCUGUCACAGCACUGGCAUUUCACUCAAAUGGCCACUUAAUGGCCACUGCUGGGCAAGAUAAAAAAAUCAAGCUUUGGGAUUUGAGGAAGUUUGAGGCUCUUCAAACGUUACCAGGCCAUGCAAAUACUAUGGAUUUCAGUCAAAAAGGCUUGCUUGCUUGCGGUACUGGUUCAUUUACCCAGGUUCUGAGGGAUGUUUCCGGUACACAGAAGUACUCUAAGUACAUGAUGCAUUCCAUGGCGAAGGGUUACCAGGUAGGAAGAUUAGUUUUUCGACCAUAUGAAGAUGUUCUAGCCAUAGGGCAUUCAAUGGGGUGGUCAAGUAUUCUUAUUCCAGGAGCAGGGGAACCCAACUUCGAUUCAUGGGUUGCGAACCCGUUUGAAACGUCGAAACAGAGGAGAGAAAAGGAAGUGCGGUCUCUUCUUGAUAAGCUUCCACCAGAGACAAUCAUGUUGGAUCCCAGGAAAAUUGGGUCGGUGAAACUGACAAAAAGAGAGAAGCCAAGCAUGCAGGAGAAGGAGGCUGAGAUGGAAGCUGCUGUUGAAGCUGUUAAGAGCAAGAAACUGAAGAAGAAAACAAAAGGAAGAAAUAAGCCUGGUAAAGUGGCUCACAAAAAGCAAGAGGCAAUUGGUAGAGCGAAAAGACCUUUCGUGGAGCAGAAAAUUCAGGAGGAGGAAAACAUAUCAAAAAAGAAACAGAAAACUACUGAGGGAGUUGAAUUGCCAGUAUCUUUACAGCGGUUUGCUCGUAAAAAACCAUCAUCAUAAUUAAACUUUGUCCUAUGAUGAACUCAUGUAUUUUUAUUCCUUUUUAUUUUUCUUGUUUUCUAAGCUCUUUAUUUGUAGUUGUUUCUAGCCUUUGAUGUUGAUUAUUAUUGCCUUUCUGAGAAAGGCAUAUAUCCAAAUUUUGCCUUAAAUUCCUCUUAUAGUCAUUGAUUAUAAAAUUAAUGAUUGAAAUUAUGAUUA
Molecule: messenger RNA, 1908 nt
Organism: Lotus japonicus
Lineage: Eukaryota; Viridiplantae; Streptophyta; Magnoliopsida; Fabales; Fabaceae
Product: probable U3 small nucleolar RNA-associated protein 7
Exons: 8
Coding region: 118-1710 (530 amino acids)
Biological process (GO): maturation of SSU-rRNA from tricistronic rRNA transcript (SSU-rRNA, 5.8S rRNA, LSU-rRNA)
Cellular component (GO): 90S preribosome; small-subunit processome; nucleolus
Molecular function (GO): protein binding
Source: RefSeq, a predicted model, not a curated record